AUGAAGGCCCACGAAACCGCUGAAUUGGAAGGCGAAAGCAGCUCUGUCUCCCCAACGACUGACACUACGCCACCACUGCCGGUCCGCCAAGGUGUUCGAAGAUGCUCGCCGAGCAGCUCGACGGGGCAGAGGAACGCACAGAAGAAUGGACGCCCACCGCUGCAAUUGAGACCGAAAGCCGCGAGGCCAUCCAUGGGACGCCGCACGUCUUCAAGCCAGUGGUUCCCGCCGUCCCCCGUCGCCAAUUCCCAGCCAGAGCCAGAGGCGGCGUUGCCCCGAACUCUAGAAGAUCUUCACAUGGAACGACUUUAUCUCCUGGAGAGCCUGCAUGAGCAUGACAAGCGAGCAAGGAUCCUAUUCACGCAGCUGUCGUCAACCCAGGAGCGGUUGCCGUGUGCCCAGACCCUCAACGAGUCGAAGAAGAUACGCAAGGCCGUAAACACCAUCAGGAAGAAUAUUAACCGCAAUGCCACACAGGAGAGAUCUACCCUCGCGCGGCUGAGUGACCUCUACAUUGAGAUCCAGGGCCGGGAGCGUUGGCACCAGAUCCAGCAGCAGAAGGCGGCGUCGCAGGCGUGUCUCUUUGGCCCGUACUACCCCGUCUCUCCCUGCAUCAUGGCCCCGCCCAUGUAUUCAACCAUGCCCUCACCGGUGGCGCCCGACUCACCUUCGACCAUGUCAUGUCUGAGUCCCCUGUCGCCGACAUUUGUCCCUGGUACGACAUUCCCCGAGAGCAUCUUUUGGGCUGGAGGGGUGAGAGAUGGAGAGGAUAGCAGUACCCAGACCAACACGGAAGGACUUGGAGACAAGGAUGAUGAUGAGCAUGCUUCGCCCGGUCUGCGGUGGGAGUUUGCUGUUGACGACUGGGAGGACGACGGCUACUUGGAUAUCAUGUCAAAGGCGCACGAGCGACGAUGCUCAAUGGCCACGACGUUCCCUCCAAGCUUCAAGCUUUGUCACAGACGGUUGAGUCUGCCGUCUCUACGGACGUACUGGCCCGGUUCUUUCUACGAGGAGGAUGAAAAAUAG
This is a messenger RNA of Phialemonium atrogriseum, 1029 nucleotides long. RefSeq lists its product as uncharacterized. The transcript has a single exon. Lineage: Eukaryota; Fungi; Ascomycota; Sordariomycetes; Cephalothecales; Cephalothecaceae. The coding region runs from base 1 to 1029 and encodes 342 amino acids. The record is from RefSeq and is a predicted model, not a curated record.